Striga hermonthica is the source of this 983-nucleotide messenger RNA. Lineage: Eukaryota; Viridiplantae; Streptophyta; Magnoliopsida; Lamiales; Orobanchaceae. The record is from the annotation of a GenBank genome assembly.
CGGAUACAUAUUGGAAGAUAAGCCCACUAAGGCAUCUAAGCCCAACUUGGGCCCAAAAGGUACACUCCCCCUAUAAAAGGGGGCCAAGGUACCUCAUUCUCUCAUCCUCUCUAUUCAUUACAAUACUACACUUUCUCUCUCUUGAUCUGAGCACUGACUUAGGCAUCGGAGGCCCGACGUCGGGGCCACCCCCGGCGUUGGGUUCUGCAGGUACGGAGGCCGGUUCGAGAGACAGUGUUGAUUACGGAUGUUGUUUCGCUACAAGUGACCUAUUUGAUAGUUGUGACGAAGCUGUUAAAUGGGCAAAAAACAUUGCAAUAAUAUGGGGUUUCCAGUUCGUGAUCUCGAGAAAUUUAAGUAACGAAGAAAAAGAGUUGAGGUGUCAUCGAGGGGAACGUUACAGAGGUACUGCAGGAAAAGUAGGAAAUUUCGUUAAGGCUGUUAUGAGAAAAUCGAAAACAAAAUCCACCGGCUGCCCUUUUAUGAUAAACGUCAAACGUGAUGCAACAUCCAAAAAAUUUUGUAUCUCGGUUCCUUUAGAUAACGAGAAGGGGACGAAUAAUCAUGCGUUUGCUGUGAAUCCCGAGGGUCAGCGACAGAUGAGCGGACUCAGCGAUCCAUCCAGAGAGAUUGUCCGUGAUAUGAGUUCUGCUCAGGCACCACCGGCAGUAAUUCUGGCUGCAAUUCAGGAGAAACACCCUGUGGACAACGCGACUAUCCGACAAGUGUAUAAUUAUAAAGCUAAUUUGCGGAAAGAAAGUUUGGAGGGGAGAGAUGUGGUUGGGCAGCUUCUGCAUUUGGCUACGGUCAGCAAGUACAUAGUUUAUACUGACGUUAAUCCGAGCACACAGGCUUUGACACAUGUGUUUAUGUCGCAUCCACAAGCAGGCAGUCUAUUCCGGACAUAUUACUGGUAUGUCGGUAUAGAUUCCACGUACAAAACCAAUAGGUAUGUACUUUACUUUAUAAAUAGACAGUUGAUU